AAUUACAAUCACAGGGGUCUAGGGGGGCUCCGUACUGUCAGGAUAUAGUGAUUAAAUUGUUUUAAAUAAAACUAUUUUAAUCACAUUUGCUGCCAUUCUACCCACUGCUGCUUUAACUACAGAGGUGGGAAAUAAAACUACACUGACGGAACAGCCUGAGGGACAUUUUUGUGUGCGGAAGUGCGACUGGAAUAAGGUAAAAGUGGACUACAGCAGUUUCCUGGUCAGUUUAUAGGCUACUAUGCGGUGUUUGACGUAUAAACACGUCUGUGAAUAGGCUACACAAGUUGUCCCAUGUUAGGCAAAGGAAAGUUAAUACUUUGCAGACAGACAGGGACCUUUUAAGAGACAGUUUGGGUGGUUCAUAUUCGUCAGAAGAUAUGGAGCAUACAGAAGGAGAGAGGCCCAACCGGAACGGCCACAAACCGUGGUCAGUCGUUGUGCUGUCGGUGCUGGGCUCCGCCGUAGCUGUGGCCGCUGUUGGUUGUGUCUGCGCCCUCAUCUACCCUAUACUCAAAGAGCUGCGGGCAGAGAGAGUGAAAAGAGAGGAUGGGACUGAAGAGAGGAUGAUGGGUUUCUGGAGUAUCCUGGUGCUUUCAGUAUUAGUAGGAUGGAUCUGCUGUGUCUUCUCAUGGACCCUCACCUACCUCGACUCGUACCAGCCUGGCAGGGCGUUGGGAACACCACUGACACUGACCCACUUCAGAGAUGUAUCUGGUCUCCACAUGGGUUACGGUGUUGCUGUCCUUAAUGGUGUCAUGGCUAUGCUCACCGUCAUCUGGAGCCUCACCUGACACGCAGACACAUCCUCAGUGGAAGUGCUCAGGUGCACAGGUAUCUGUUACUUGACAGCGACCAGCCUGUAACAGUGGAAAGGCUUCCGAGAAGUUCUCCAUUAUUCAAUUAAAAUGUAGUAUGAAAAGGGCUGUGGUUAUGUGUAAUUCAAAUGUCUCUGAAUAGUUUCCGCAGUACCCGUCAGGUGUUUUCUACUCCGUCUGUUUUAUGCACAUGAUUAUAUAGAUUAUAUAUUUGUAUUAUGCCGUUAGUGCUGCCAAAAUGGGUCUGACCAUACUGUAGUAGGCUGGCUGAAGACAUCCUGUGUAGACACCGAUGGAGGAUUGUGUGUUAGGAACAAGAAAUGACCUGAUUCUGUAAUCGGACAAAUAUGGUCGAUGCACAAUAUGUACACGGUUCGUUCUGUGAUGAUGGACUUCCCAUUAUAUAUAUGACAGAUUAAAGCCUUAGUUCUGGCUUUAACUGUGGCGGAAAGGUACUAAAUGUCUUCCCAGAAGCUGAAUAUGCUACUGGUUAGGCUGGGUUGUUUGUGAAUAAGCUGAAGGCUGAACAUGUCUGAUAAACUGUCUUGUUUUGUUUUACAAGAAUUUAGAAUCUUUCCUACUCUUCAGGUCUGGCGUAGAGCGAUGAUGAAUUUGCAGUCCGCUACAUGUUGGGAGAUCUCAGUCAUUAAAAGGGAACAUUUUAUAUGGAAAUAAAGGGAUAUUGACAGUU
Molecule: messenger RNA, 1509 nt
Organism: Sebastes umbrosus (honeycomb rockfish)
Lineage: Eukaryota; Metazoa; Chordata; Actinopteri; Perciformes; Sebastidae
Gene: arl6ip6
Product: ADP-ribosylation factor-like 6 interacting protein 6
Exons: 4
Coding region: 381-794 (137 amino acids)
Source: RefSeq, a predicted model, not a curated record